GAGUUUGCGACGCUGACGCGAGAGCUCAGCUCCUGCCGGGAGCAGCUCCUGGAGAGGGAAGAGGAGAUCUCGGAGCUGAAAGCCGAGCGCAACAACACCCGGCUCUUGCUGGAGCACCUGGAGUGCCUGGUGUCGAGGCAUGAGCGGUCCCUGAGGAUGACCGUGGUCAAGCGUCAGGCUCAGUCGCCAUCCGGGGUUUCCAGUGAGGUCGAGGUGCUCAAGGCGCUCAAGUCGCUCUUUGAGCAUCACAAGGCGCUGGAUGAAAAGGUGAGGGAACGCCUGCGAGCAGCCUUAGAGCGAGUGGCAACCUUGGAGGAGCAGCUCGUGGAUGCCCACCGGCAGGUCGCGGCUCUGCAGCAAGGCGCCGCCCGGGAGGCCCCGGCGGGUGAGCGGGAUGAGAGGGAGCCCAAGGAGCCAGCACAGAAGCUUCCCUGGAAGCGGCUCUCCAACGGUUCCGUCCACCCGGAUGAUGAGGCAGGGCGGGUGGUGGAACUGCAGGAGCUCCUGGAGAAGCAGAAUUUCGAAGUGGUCCAGGCCAAGGAGCGCAUCUCAGCGUUGGCUGCCAGCGUCGCCGAGCUGGAGGAGGAUCUGGGCACCGCCAGGAAGGAUCUGAUCAAAUCGGAGGAGAUGAGCAGCAAGUACCAGAGGGACCUCCGAGAGGCCUUGGCUCAGAAAGAAGACAUGGAGGAGAGGAUCACCACGCUGGAAAAACGCUACCUGGCAGCCCAGCGAGAAGCCACCUCCAUCCAUGACCUCAAUGACAAGUUGGAAAGCGAGUUGGCCAACAAGGAGUCCCUGCACCGCCAGUGCGAGGAGAAAGCCCGGCACCUGCAGGAGCUGCUGGAGCUGGCAGAGCAGAAGCUGCAGCAGACAAUGAGGAAGGCAGAGACGCUGCCCGAGGUGGAAGCAGAGCUGGCCCAGCGCAUCGCCGCGCUCACCAAGGCAGAAGAGAGGCACGGGAGCAUCGAGGAGCACCUCCGGCAGCUGGAGAGCCAGCUGGAGGAGAAGAACCAGGAGCUGGCCAGGGCGCGCCAGCGGGAGAAGAUGAACGAGGAGCACAACAAGCGGCUCUCGGACACC
Messenger RNA from Apaloderma vittatum (bar-tailed trogon), 1080 nucleotides. RefSeq names its product liprin-alpha-4-like. Gene Ontology annotation, cellular component: presynaptic active zone. NCBI's taxonomy places the organism in Eukaryota, Metazoa, Chordata, Aves, Trogoniformes, Trogonidae. The annotation marks the transcript as partial. The record is from RefSeq and is a predicted model, not a curated record. The transcript has 9 exons. Gene Ontology annotation, biological process: synapse organization.